Messenger RNA from Hordeum vulgare subsp. vulgare (domesticated barley), 587 nucleotides. RefSeq lists its product as uncharacterized. The coding region runs from base 139 to 408 and encodes 89 amino acids. The record is from RefSeq and is a predicted model, not a curated record. The transcript has a single exon. Lineage: Eukaryota; Viridiplantae; Streptophyta; Magnoliopsida; Poales; Poaceae.
GCCAAAGCAUUUGGAAGCAUCAUCCAUCCAUCCACCCUACUCUCUCUUACCUAGGCUCCCACACCCUCUUACCUCAAAGCGAGGCAGCAGCUAGCGGCGGCGCAGCAGCAAGAAGAGAGGAGGAGGAGGUGAUAGGACAUGGCGUCGAUGAUGGGAGGAGACUUCGUGGAGGCCUACGUGCUCAAGAACGCCUACAAGGAGAAGAUGAGGCGCAUGGACCAAGCCGAAGCGGCGGCGCUCGACGACGCCAAGAGCGGCAAGGACGACAAGCAUGCCGCCGGCGCCGUUGGAGACAAGAAGAAGGCUGCUGGUGGUGGCGCGAGCGGCAGGGGAGGAUUCUUUGGCCUUAUGAAGAAGAAGGUGCACCCCAAACCCAAAGCGGCGGCGGUGGCGGCUACUUCCUCUUGAUUGUAUUACAGUACUGUAUUUGCCAUGCCACGAAGUUGUAAGCCGCAACUUUCUUCUAGCUAGGAGCGUGUGUGUGUGUUAGUUUGUUCUUCCGAAUCCAAGGAGGGUGUAAAGCAAGUUCUUUUGUUGAUUGGUCAAACAAACUUGACAGAAAUUAUGUCAAGAAUAAUCCUGCAUUA